This is a messenger RNA of Camarhynchus parvulus, 3870 nucleotides long. It is a transcript of the gene ITGB1, whose product is annotated as integrin subunit beta 1. NCBI's taxonomy places the organism in Eukaryota, Metazoa, Chordata, Aves, Passeriformes, Thraupidae. Gene Ontology annotation, biological process: cell migration; cell-matrix adhesion; integrin-mediated signaling pathway. The record is from RefSeq and is a predicted model, not a curated record. Bases 303 to 2714 code for a protein of 803 amino acids. The transcript is spliced from 16 exons. Gene Ontology annotation, molecular function: collagen binding involved in cell-matrix adhesion; laminin binding; C-X3-C chemokine binding. Gene Ontology annotation, cellular component: focal adhesion; integrin complex; cell surface.
GGAAACGGGCACCGAGCCCCGCCUCAGGCACGGCUCUCCCGGCCCUGCCCGCCGCGCCGCAGACACCACCCCGGCCCGCUUGACGAGAGCGGGGAGGAAUGUGUUUCCGGGGCGGGUAAAGCGGAGCGCGGACCUCCCCUCCCCCGCGGGCCGGGCUCCCGCAGCAGCUCGGAGCAGGCGGCGGCGGGCAGCCAGCGAGGAGCGAGCCCGGGCGUCCCGCCGCGCCCAGCCCUGCCCAGCCCAGGACGCCGCCGCCGCAGCAGCGAGCCGGGCGGGCCGGAGCGCGCCCGCUGCCCGGAGCCAUGGCCGAGACUAAUUUCAAAUGGCUCACAUGUGCUGGUGUCCUCUGUUGCUUGAUAUGGAAUGGAUUUGCCCAGCAAGGUGGAAGCGACUGCAUAAAAGCAAAUGCAAAGUCAUGUGGGGAAUGUAUACAAGCAGGACCAAACUGUGGCUGGUGUAAAAAAACAGACUUUUUGCAAGAAGGAGAGCCAACAUCUGCCCGCUGUGAUGACUUGGCGGCACUGAAGAGUAAAGGCUGCCCCAUGGAAGAUAUAGAGAAUCCCAGAGGCAGCAAACAGGUGCUCGAAAAUAGAGAAGUAACAAAUCGUAAGAAAGGGGCUGCAGAGAAGCUGAAACCAGAAGCCAUUACACAGAUCCAGCCACAGAAAUUAUCACUGCAUCUAAGAGUUGGGGAACCCCAGACAAUUUCAUUAAAAUUCAAGAGAGCUGAAGACUACCCCAUUGACCUUUAUUAUCUUAUGGACCUCUCCUAUUCUAUGAAAGAUGAUUUAGAGAAUGUGAAAAGUCUCGGAACAGCUCUGAUGUUAGAGAUGGAAAAAAUAACUUCAGACUUUCGGAUUGGCUUUGGCUCUUUUGUGGAGAAAACUGUGAUGCCUUAUAUCAGUACAACACCAGCCAAACUCAGAAAUCCUUGUACAGGGGACCAGAACUGUACAAGUCCAUUUAGCUAUAAAAAUGUGCUUAGCCUUACCAGUGAAGGAAACAAGUUCAAUGAACUUGUAGGUAAACAGCACAUUUCUGGGAACUUAGAUUCUCCUGAAGGUGGAUUUGAUGCAAUAAUGCAGGUUGCAGUUUGUGGGGAACAAAUUGGCUGGAGGAAUGUUACAAGACUAUUAGUGUUUUCCACGGAUGCUGGAUUCCACUUUGCAGGAGAUGGUAAACUUGGUGGAAUUGUUCUGCCAAAUGAUGGGAAAUGUCAUCUGGAAAAUAAUGUGUACACAAUGAGCCACUAUUACGAUUAUCCAUCUAUUGCUCAUCUGGUACAGAAACUUAGUGAGAACAAUAUUCAGACAAUCUUUGCUGUUACUGAAGAGUUUCAGGCAGUCUAUAAGGAACUGAAAAAUCUGAUACCAAAAUCAGCAGUGGGAACAUUGUCUUCAAAUUCCAGUAAUGUGAUUCAGCUGAUCAUUGAUGCAUACAAUUCCCUUUCUUCAGAGGUUAUCCUGGAAAAUACUAAGCUACCAAAAGGAGUGACAAUCAGUUACAAGUCUUUCUGCAAGAAUGGAGUGAAUGACACACAAGAAGAUGGAAGGAAGUGUUCUAACAUUUCUAUUGGAGAUGAGGUUAGAUUUGAGAUUAAUAUAACAGCUAAUGAAUGUCCAAAGAAAGAACAAAAUGAAACAAUUAAAAUUAAACCACUGGGAUUCACUGAAGAAGUUGAAAUUAAUCUCCAGUUCAUCUGUGAGUGUCAGUGUCAGAGUGAAGGAGAGCCUAAUAGUCCAGCCUGCCAUGCAGGAAAUGGAACAUUUGAAUGUGGUGCCUGCAGAUGUAAUGAAGGACGAAUCGGAAGACUAUGUGAAUGUAGCACAGAUGAAGUAAAUAGUGAGGAUAUGGAUGCUUACUGCAGGAGGGAGAACAGCACAGAAAUCUGCAGUAACAAUGGAGAAUGCAUUUGUGGACAAUGUGUGUGCAAGAAGAGGGAGAACACCAAUGAGGUGUAUUCUGGCAAAUACUGUGAAUGUGACAACUUCAACUGUGAUCGAUCAAAUGGUUUAAUCUGUGGAGGAAACGGGAUCUGCAAGUGCAGAGUGUGCGAGUGUUUCCCCAACUUCACUGGCAGCGCCUGCGAUUGUUCCUUGGAUACUACACCGUGUAUGGCAUCGAAUGGGCAGAUUUGCAAUGGAAGAGGAACCUGUGAAUGUGGCACCUGUAACUGUACAGAUCCCAAAUUCCAAGGCCCCACCUGUGAAAUGUGUCAGACUUGCCUCGGUGUCUGUGCAGAACACAAGGACUGUGUUCAGUGCAGAGCUUUCGAUAAGGGGGAGAAGAAGGAGACGUGUUCCCAGGAGUGCAUGCACUUCAACAUGACGCGCGUGGAGAGCCGCGACAAGCUGCCGCAGCCCGGCCAGCCCGACCCGCUGUCCCACUGCAAAGAGAAGGACGUGGAUGACUGCUGGUUCUACUUCACUUACUCUGUCAACUCCAAUGGUGAAGCCAAUGUCCACGUGGUGGAGACCCCAGAGUGCCCCAGCGGUCCUGACAUCAUUCCCAUUGUAGCCGGUGUGGUUGCUGGAAUUGUUCUUAUUGGACUUGCAUUAUUAUUGAUUUGGAAACUACUAAUGAUCAUUCAUGACAGAAGAGAAUUUGCUAAAUUUGAAAAAGAGAAGAUGAAUGCCAAGUGGGAUACGGGUGAAAAUCCUAUUUACAAGAGUGCAGUGACGACUGUGGUCAAUCCUAAAUAUGAGGGAAAAUGAACACUGCUUGUAUAACUUCACAACACUGUAUGCAGUAUAGCAACUUUUGUAGUCACAAUAAGAUAGAUUUAGGGCAAGCUGCAGUGAUUUUACUAAUUAAUUACAUACAGGUUUGUCUUCCUGUGUGAAAAUAGACCUUAUGUAAUUUUUUUUUUUUUUAAUUUUUUUUUUGUUUUGCAAAUAAGAGUAAUUGGUGCCAGAGGUUGGACAAAAAAAAACUUGAGACUGUGUAGCCUAGUCAGCCCAGGUCACAUGGUGCCUUUUUGACCUUUCCCAUUCCCGUGUUGUGAAUCCAGGUCUUGCUCGGGGCAUGGUGCUGCAUGGCAGGACUGGGAGGGAAGGGGUUAAAGCAAUCAGCAUGAGGGCUCUGCCUAGCCAUUUAGUAUUAAACUUUUUAGCUUUACAGGGAAAUCAGGGCUUGAGUUUGCAGAUGUAAUUAAACUCAUGUAGCAUGGAGCUGGUGGUUAAUUGGUCUUUGACUUGCUAGAUGAAUGAUUAAGUAUUUGGUAAGUUGAGUAAGCUGGAGGGGAGCAGUGUACAAGACUGAAAAGCAUGUGCAUACUUAUCUUUGAUUUUCAAGUUGCAUAUUGCCAGGUUAUGGUUAUGGUUAGAAUGAAAAGUUUUGAGAAGAAUGUUAAGAAAGAAAAAAUAGCUUUAAAACAUGUGCCAUUACUGAAGAAGUUGCUGACUGGUAACUUACUUAGACUUUUUUUGUAAAUUCAAGCCCUGGGUGGCAGUAUCAUGAAGUACCUUACCAAGACAUCCUCAGAUCACCUAAGGGCCUUAGUGAUGCUGUGUCUUUAUUCUGUAAUGUUUCUUUGCUUUCAAGCCUGGUGCUUUGUCACCUUCUAAUCUUUUAAUGUAUUUGGUUGCAAUUCUUUUUGUAAUAUUUUUGUAUCAACACAAGCUUUGUUUUCCUUUUUUUUUUGAGCAGUCUUAGCUGUAAAUUUGCCUUUACCCUGUAGCUAAGAUUGCAUAGUUUGUCAUGUGCAGAGUCACACAUCAUUCUUGACAUGUGCCAUGUAUAUUUGCCUCUGACCGUUCAAACUGCAUCAUAGUCAUAUUCUUGUUUUAAGUGCCUUUUUAUUUUAACAGAUGUUCACUUUUUACAGUGCUAUUACUGAAGUUAUUUAUUAAAUAAAAGUACCUUAAAAUA